This is a messenger RNA of Nerophis ophidion (straightnose pipefish), 3802 nucleotides long. It is a transcript of the gene lyl1, whose product is annotated as LYL1 basic helix-loop-helix family member. Gene Ontology annotation, molecular function: RNA polymerase II cis-regulatory region sequence-specific DNA binding; DNA-binding transcription factor activity, RNA polymerase II-specific; protein dimerization activity. The record is from RefSeq and is a predicted model, not a curated record. Gene Ontology annotation, biological process: regulation of transcription by RNA polymerase II. Bases 884 to 2056 code for a protein of 390 amino acids. NCBI's taxonomy places the organism in Eukaryota, Metazoa, Chordata, Actinopteri, Syngnathiformes, Syngnathidae. The transcript has 4 exons.
CCCCCCUCCAUACACACACCUUUUCUCUCUCUCCUCACCUCACAUUCUGACUGUAUCCCAGCAUUCCUGGCAACCAGACCAGGACACACAGACAGACAGGCAGACAAGGACAGACAGACAGGCAGACUAGGACAGACAGAUAGGCAGACAGACAGGCAGACUAGGACAGACAGACAGGCAGACUAGGACAGACAGGCUGAUCGGACUUGAGGAUGACAGAAGUGUCAGCGUCAGUCUGCAUGCUUCCAGUCUUCCUUUGCUCUAACUUGACAGCACCAAAACAUUCUGGAUCCACACUUCUUCUUGUUGAUUUUCUGCUGACUUUAAGCAGUUUGUCAGACACUUCCACCCCACCCCCCCAAAAAAAGACAGGCGGCAACAAGCUCGGCCGAACAUUUACAAACUAGCACAUGAGACAAGGCGAUGACUGUCUCCUAAAGAGAAGACACACGGGGGUCGUCAUGUACCUCCUCUUUGAUAUGGAUCCAAUCUUUGCCAGCCGGGGACAUUUUGAACGCUUAAAAGGAUUUUGACUCACAUCCUUGACACACACACACACACUCAGAGAAUCCUCCAUGCAGGAUGUGUGUGUCCAGGCAUUCACCUUGGGUCACGCUGUACUUAAAGCUCCAUUAGGGGUCAACUGGUGUAAAGAUGUUUUCUUCGACAGAGGGCUCACUCUUGAAAGAACCCCAAACGGGGACAGAUGGGUAGAAAGUUGGCAAGUGAGAUGCGUGUAAAAGCACAAAGACAUGAGAGAAUCUGCAGGAAAGUGCAACAAAGCGUCCAGGGGGUGAGGGAGUUCAUCGUCCGGGGCAACACAACACGGUGACACAAACGCACACACACACACGAGAAAAAGAAAGCUUGAAGCUGCUCCACCAUGAUGGAGAGGAUUAACCCUGAAGAGACCCAGGCCUCCCCACACCUGGGCCCAGGCUCCUCCUCGCCUCCGUGUGAGCCUCACAGUCCGCUUCUGGCAUCUUCCAAAGAUGUCCCCGCCACCCUGAGGACCACCUCAGCCAACUUAACAGACACAGAUACACCGGAGCCGGUCGUCAUGGAGACGGAUGAGUCCCGAGGAAGACCAACAUCCAAAUCUCCCACACUCUCCUCCCCACCGCCGCUUCUCCCCAAGACAAGCCUGGGCCCGCUCCCACCUCCACCUCCACCCUCCUCAUCCUCAACUCUUCCUCCUCACGUCCCAGUCAUCAGUCUGGCCCACAGCAAGCCCCCGCUCCCCCUCCCCAACACGCCUCUGACCACGCUGCACCCGUUCCCCACAAAGCAUCCUCACCUGGAGCUCCACCACAGCCAGCUGGCCUGUUUGCCCGCGUCCAGCUCAGGAGGCGGUCCAUCUGGGGCCUCGCCAGGACCGAUGAUGGCUCAGCCGUACCUGCACCUUCAUCCGUUCUUCUCCAGUUCAUACUUGGGUACCUCAGGAGGAAGCUUUGGAGUCAUCACCAGCAGCCGCAUUAAGAGGAGACCUUCGUCACACUUUGAGAUGGAGAUCAAUGAACCAGGUCCUCCUCAGAAAAUCGCUCGCCGUGUCUUCACUAACAGCCGUGAGCGCUGGCGGCAGCAGAACGUGAACGGCGCCUUUUCGGAGCUGAGGAAGCUCAUCCCCACGCAUCCGCCCGACAAGAAGCUGAGCAAGAACGAGAUCCUACGUCUGGCCGUCAAGUACAUCAACUUCCUGGUCACCUUGCUCAGCGACCAGGCCCGGGACACGAGCAAGGAUUCAUCUGGGGAGGAGGCGGAGCUCCGGAACAUUGACUCGUCCGGACCCGAGGACAAACUGGAAGCACCUUUUCAGUGCGACACCCCACCCCCGUCCCACAGCUCCUCGCCACCCCCCGCAUCGAGGACCCGCCCAGGCCGAGACUCCACGGAAUCGGUGGUGCAGCUCACCGCCUUGUCGGCAAGCUCCGGUUGCGACAGCGACACGAACAGCGAGGACAGCUUUGGGGCAAAGGCCUCUGUGGUGACACGUUGCAUUCUGGGGGAGGUCAGGGGUCAGAUUAGGAUGGUGGCAGCUACCAGUGAUGAGCGGUGAGGACUAAAGGAAGCAGACCGAGGGAAAAUGUCCGACUGGAUGAAAUACCAAAGAGACUGAUUGUCGUGUCUGUAUAUCUAAACAUCACCCACAAAAACAAUGGACCAUUGCUAAUUAGCAUAGCCACGCCCCUUUUCUUUAGCCAACAACUAGUGAAGGCUGUUGUUUGUAUCGGUACAUCCAUUGACAGCAACACAGAGGAACACGCUUAUGUUGACAACGCAACAAGCCUCGUUUACAGUGUUCUUAUUAAAAAGUCAGCCACUUUUGUCAUUUCUUCAAAAAAAUUGGUCCGUUUAGGACUUUAAGUCAAUCCUUUGUACAAACCCCCAAAUCAGUGAGGUGGUAAUGGUAAAUGAAAACAGAAUACAAUGAUUUGCAAAAACAAGAUACUUAAAGUUCGAAUUGGAAACGUUAUUUUGUGCCAAUGAUUGUCACACACACGCGAGGUGUGGCGAAAUUAUUUUCUGCAUUUGACCCAUCACCCUUGAUCACCCCCUGGGAGGUGAGGGGAGCAGUGAGCAGCAGCAGUGGCCGCGCCCGGGAAUCAUUUUGGUGAUUUAACCCCCAAUUCCAACCCUUGAUGCUGAGUGCCAAGCAGGGAGGUAAUGGGUUCCAUUUUUAUAGUCUUUGGUAUGACUCGGCCGGGGUUUGAACUCACAACCUACCGAUCUCAGGGCGGACACUCUAACCACUUGGCCACUGAGUAGAUUAACUCAUCUAGAAUUUAAAGAAUGAGAAAGUUGAGGAAUGCUCAUCAAACACUUUUUUGGAACAUCCCACAGGCGAACAGGCUAAUUGGGAACAGGUGGGUGCCAUAAUUGGGUAUAAAAGCAGUUUCCAUGAAAUGCUCCCCAGGUGCAUGUUAUUGGCUGUGAGAGGAACACCGCCAAAAACAUGGGGAGAACAUGCAAACUCCACAUAGAAAGGUCCCGAGCCCGGGAUUGAACCCAGGACUACUCAGGACCUUCGUAUUGUGAGGCACAUGCACUAACCCCUGUGAGUGUGAAUGUAGUCUGUCUAUCUGUGUUGGCCAUGCGGUGAGGUGGCGACUUGUCCAGGGUGUACUCCGCCUCCCGCCCAAAUGAAGCUGAGAUAGGCUCCAGCGACCCCGAAAGGGACAAGCGGUAAAAAAUGGAUCGAUGGAUGGGUCCACAAACAAGGAUGGGGCGAGGUUGUGGUACAAUAUGAAUCCUAAAAUACGACAACGGAGAGCUCGGACUGUUGAACAACUUAAGCUGUACAUCAAGCAAGAAUGGGAAAGAAUUCCACCUGAAAUGCUUCAAAAAUUGGUCUCCUCAGUUCCCAAACGUUUACUGACUGUUGUUAAAAGGAAAGGCCAUGUAACACAGUGGUAAAAAUGCCCCUGUGCCAUUGUGUUGCUGCCAAGUUAAUGAUUAUUUGCAAAACAAAAUUAAGUUUCCAAUUUAAACGUUAAGUAUCUCAUCUCUGCAGUCUAUUCAAUUGAAUAUAAGUUGAAAAGGAUUUGCAAAUAAUUGUAUUCUGUUUUUAUUUAGGAGUUACACAACGUGCCAACUUCACUGGUUUUGGGCUUUGUGGUAUUGCCAGUGGAGGCAGGUGUGUGACACAGCCUCACCGGUCAUCAUGAAAAAAGUAAUAAUGAAAGUAUGAACUAAAUAUUUGUUGUCCAUUAAACUGUGAUAUAAAUGUUUUUCUAUGUAAUUCUAAUGUUUUUGUUGAUUUUCUGGAAAAGAAAUUGCAAAAUAUCAACUCCUGCAAUGAUGA